AUGUCAGAAUUCGCACCAAUAAAUCCUAAACCAUUCCUCAGGGACCUAGUAAACAAGAAAAUUGUCGUUACAUUGAAAUUCAAUAACACAAAAUACAGGGGCACGCUCGUAUCUACCGAUAACUACUUCAAUAUACAACUAUCAGAAGCUGAAGAAUUUGUCAGCAACAAGUCCAAGGGCACGAUCGGCGACAUUUUCAUCAGAUGUAACAACGUACUAUAUAUAGGUGAGGACCAACAACAGUAA
This is a messenger RNA of Kazachstania africana CBS 2517, 246 nucleotides long. It is a transcript of the gene SMX3, whose product is annotated as mRNA splicing protein SMX3. Gene Ontology annotation, molecular function: RNA binding. NCBI's taxonomy places the organism in Eukaryota, Fungi, Ascomycota, Saccharomycetes, Saccharomycetales, Saccharomycetaceae. The record is from RefSeq and is a predicted model, not a curated record. Gene Ontology annotation, cellular component: U1 snRNP; catalytic step 2 spliceosome. The coding region runs from base 1 to 246 and encodes 81 amino acids. Gene Ontology annotation, biological process: spliceosomal snRNP assembly; mRNA splicing, via spliceosome. The transcript is spliced from 2 exons.